This is a messenger RNA of Alosa sapidissima (American shad), 4744 nucleotides long. It is a transcript of the gene agap2, whose product is annotated as ArfGAP with GTPase domain, ankyrin repeat and PH domain 2. The coding region runs from base 1088 to 4417 and encodes 1109 amino acids. The record is from RefSeq and is a predicted model, not a curated record. The transcript has 18 exons. Lineage: Eukaryota; Metazoa; Chordata; Actinopteri; Clupeiformes; Clupeidae. Gene Ontology annotation, cellular component: nucleus. Gene Ontology annotation, molecular function: protein binding; GTPase activator activity; GTP binding.
AGUGAGUGAGGGAGAGAAAGAGAGAGAGAGUGUGUGUGUGUGUGUGUGCGCGUGAAGAGGAGGAAGGCAGGGCUUCAUGAGAUGCGAAGAACUGCGUGGGCACCAGGGAUAUUCCUAGACGCCACAGCUGGUCUGGCACUCCUUGUGUUGGACUCCUCCAGAGGUAUUUGGUUGUGAUCCAUUUUCUGACCCCAGCAAAGGCAAAGGGCCUCCGUCAGGGGCGUGCGGCCGGACCAGCUAUAUUGACGCUGUCAGUGCAUGAUACGCCUGGACGACCCAUGGAGCCUGGAGGGCGGGAUGGCCAGACAUUCAGGGAGGAAAUUACAUUUUCUUCUCUCCCACUGGAAUUAUCAUUAGCCUUUUCCCCCGCUCCUCUUCCACUUCAGAACCCAUCUCAUCUCUGUCUCUGUCUUACUUCGCUGGUCUGUCAGUUGCCUGCCUCCCCAUCGCACAGUAUGGUGCAAGACUUGGAGUGACAUCCUAUAAUCUGAGCACCACAGCUGGCUUCACCAUACCCCCGUAUCCCCACAUCACCAGCGAGGCUGCCGCUGCUCAUUUAUUCACAGAUUUUACUGUUGCUAUGGAGGCUGGUUGAGCAGGUAAUAAUUCAGACAUUUGUUUCUUGUUGUGUUUUUGCCGGUUUCUUUGCCGGUAUCUUUGAAUACUAGUGAAUACUAGAAUUUUAAGAGCAUUUCAAAGAGAUCCCUUUAAUGAGAAGGAAUUCAGCAUGUGUGCCUCACUCUGUCUGUGGACUAAGAAAACUGAAGAGUAAAUGAUCUCACAUAGAAGACAACAUUGAUCAACUGUGACAACAUUGAUCUUGCAGUCAUCAUUCUGUGUUUGCUAGAGGAAUGUGGCAUUGUAGUGGCCAGAUAAAAGGAAGUAUCUGACAUUGACAGAUGAGAUUCAGCAAAAGCAUUUGGAGUUGCAGAGAACUGUGAGAAUGUACAUGUGUUUACUGGAAUCAGCUUGACUGAAACUUCCUCCUGGAAAGCAUUCCCCACUCCAUCUCUCGAGCCUUGGAGAAGUGUCUUACUAGAGAGAAUAGAAUCAAUCAUAUUGAUGCAGUGUCUAGAUUUAGCUGUCUAUGGUCUGUUUUCCAUGCUCUGAACUCAUGAGUCAAGGCGAUACAUUGCAACAGCGGACCACCUACCUCAUCUCUGUCACCCUGGUGAAGGUAGAGGCGGUCGAGGAGCAUGGCGCAAGACAAACCAGACCGACUGCUCAUGUGGGGAGUGAAAUUGGCCAGAAGAGACCUGGAGCAUUGGUGGAUGAGGGGGAGCUUCCCCAGAGGCAGGAUGCAGAGGAGGCGGCAGAGCAGGGGGCUGGGAAAUGCAUCAAACUGAAGGAAGGGGAGCGAGUCCCCUCUACCAGCCUGCAGGUCACCAAUACCAACAAAAAUGGAAGGAGUGAAGGAACAGGAACGCCAGCUAUCAGAGAUGAUCAACCCUUCCACUUAGCGGACAUGGGGGCAUCUGCCAAUAACACAGAGAGUGACACCUCAGAGAGCAUUAGCCAGGGGCCAACCUCUCUGGAGAAGUCCCACUGCAGGACCGUCGGCGGCCCAGAGCUCAGGGAGACGAGGAAGAGCCGCUCCUCCAAGAGCCUGAACUGUGAGGACAGGGGGGUCCGAGUGAGUUUCCCCACCAGUGCAUCUGAGGACACCGGGUCAUUCGUGGGGCCUCACAGAGCCUCCUGGAAUGAGAGUGGAAACGGAGCGUUUAGAGAGAGCAGCAGAAACGAGGGUAGUAAUGUAUCUGCUCUGGCGUACGGCAAUGCAGAGGAAACCCGAGGAAACCUCCCCAGGCCACAGAAGCUGAAGAUGGGCUCGGUGUCUUUGCCAGGACCCAACACUCAGGCCUCCAAGACCCUGAGGAAGGGCAAGAAGAGCCACACCCUGGACAAUAGUGACCUGCGAUGCUUAUCUGAGGAGCUCUUCCAGGGCCAGGCAGCCACACAUUCACAAGCAGCCCAGUCCAAUAAAGCCUCAGCCCGAGACCACAAGAUGCUGAAGUUUAUUAGCGGUAUUUUCAGCAAGAGCAACCCUUCCACUGCCCCUCCAAAGCAGAGCUCUAUGCAGAGAGACUCUAGUGAAGAGGAAGUGGCCUGUGCCAACAGUCAAGAAUGGACUUUAAAUCGCUCCAUUCCAGAACUGCAUUUGGGUCUGUUGGGAGGUCUACGGAGUGGCAAAUCUGCACUGGUCAACAGGUACAUCACUCGCAGCUACGUUCCCAUGGAAUGCCCCGAAGGAGGGAGGUACAAAAAGGAGGUAUUGGUGGAUGGACAGAGUUACCUUUUACUAAUCAGAGAGGAGCCUGGGCUGCCUGAUGCACAGUUCACCAACUGGGUGGAUGCGGUCGUCUUUGUGUUUAGUUUGGAGAAUGAAGCAAGCUUCCAAGAAGUGUACAAGGACUUCAGUGAACUCAGCUCCCACCGAAGCACUGUUGAUAUUCCACUGAUAAUAGUGGGCACCCAAGACAAGAUAAGUAGCACUAACCCUCGCGUGAUCGAGGAUAGCCGCGCUCGUCAACUGUCUGUGGAUGUGAAGCGCUCAGUGUAUUACGAGACCUGUGCCACAUAUGGCCUCAAUGUGGACAGAGUCUUCACAGAGGCUGCUCAGAAGAUUGUUGCAGCAAAAAAGCAAGCAGCCCUCCUAGCUGCCAGCAAAUCCCUUCCAAACUCCCCCUGUCAUUCUGCAGACUCGACAUCUGUGCCAGGACCCUACCACGGACAGGCCAGUAAUGGAGGUCAGAGUAGUGACGUCUCCUCCUCCCUGCCCUCCACUCCUGUGGUCGGCCAUAGAGAGCUGCGGGGAGGAGGCUCUCAGAGAAAUAUCCCUCGUCGACGGACAUCCCUAUUUGGGAAUCGCAGAGGGAGUGAUUCCGAAAAGAAAACACCUGACAACAGGGCUGAAGUACCUGGCAUACGCUCAGCUGCCAUCAAACAGGGCAUACUCUGGAAACGCAGUGGAAGUUCACUGAACAAGGAUUGGAAGAAAAAGUUUGUUACGUUGUCUAACAAUGGCAUUCUGUAUUACCAUUCAAAUCAAAAUGACUACACACAGAAUGUGCAUGGCAAAGAGAUCAAUUUGUUGCGUGUGACGGUCAAAGUCCCAGGCAAGCGCCCCCCUCGUGCUAUGUCUCAUGGUGGCUCGACGUCUGGCCUGAAUGGAGUACCCAAGGAUGGACUGGCCUCUGAAGGGACCACACCAGCUGCCUCCUUAAGCCCAGUCAGCCUGCUGCCUGUGGAUGAGGGAGCCGGAGUGGUCAAUUCCCCUGUGCGAGAGACUGGACUUCGACGGUGCUCUUCAACACUGUCAAAUAAGAACUUUCACUCAGACGCUGACGGAAUGACCAACCUUGCUUCAAAAGAACAGGUCCCAGCCUCCCCAAUGACCAGCAGGAAAAAGCCCACAAGAAAAAAAAGCAUGAACCCCAAAGGUGAUGCAGCCAUGGGUCAGGCUGAGGAGGAGGACAAUGCCGACUUCAUAAUAGUAUCAAGCACAGGACAAACCUGGCACUUUGAAGCCUCAAGUCAAGACGAGAGAGAUGCCUGGGUCCAAGCCAUUGAGAGUCAGAUCCUUGCCUGUCUGCAAGGCUGUGAGAGCAACAGGCAUAAGGCUCGCCGCAACAGCCAGAGUGAAUUGGCCCUGCAAGCGAUCCGUAAUGCUAAAGGCAACAAUCUCUGUGUUGACUGUGGGGCACCAAAUCCAACAUGGGCAAGUCUUAACCUGGGAGCACUGAUCUGUAUUGAGUGCUCAGGUAUCCAUAGGAACCUGGGGACCCACCUGUCCCGUGUCCGCUCUCUGGACCUGGAUGACCUGUCCCCUGAGCUCUCCCAAGUGCUAAGAGCUAUUGGGAACCACAUGGCAAACAAUGUCUGGGAGAGCUGUACCCAGGGGCGACAGAAGCCAACGCCAGAGGCCUCAAGGGAGGAGAGGGAGACAUGGAUCCGAGCCAAGUAUGAGCAGCGUGUCUUCGUAGCGCCCCUGCCUGCCCAGGCUGAGGACAGCAGGGGUUCCAUGCCAGACUGGCUGCUCUGUGCAGUGGUCGAGAGGGACCUCCCCCGCCUACUGCUGCUCCUUGCCCACAGCAACAAGGAGCUGAUCAAUGCCCCGCUGGCUAAGGCUUCUCCACAGCCACGCACAGCCCUACAUGCUGCUUGCAAUCUUGGGGAUGUGGUGAUGACCCAACUGCUGGUCUGGUACGGCAUUGAUGUAAAGGCAAGAGGUCCACAAGGCCAGACAGCUUUGGCCAUGGCUCGAAACACAGGGAGCAGAGAGUGUGCUCAGAUCCUGCUGCAAUACGGUUGUCCCAAUGAACUCUCUCCCACCCUGUCUACACCUAGCCUCUCCCGAAAAAGUAGCAUAACCAGUUUGGGACGAGCCAACUCGACCAGGAGAAGGGAUAACUUCUGAUGUCUUAAAUACAGAGACAUGGAUACAACAUAUACAUCUAGAAUACUUCAAGAAUUAAUUGUAAAAAGAGAAUUUGCUGAAAAAGUGUGUGUGUGUGACUGAGAGAGGGGGGGGGGGGGGGUGAAUUCCUCUGUGGUCAUCACUGAAAUCUACAAGGACCAUUUCAAAUAACUGAUAUCAAUGUAACCAACAAAAGGAUUUUUCAGAGACUGAUCAGUGUAAUAUCAAUGUUAUCACUAUGUGUGCAAAAGCUGUUUUUCGUAUUCUGCAUCAAUAUUAGUACAAAAUGUUUGCAUUUCAAGAAUAAUCAAGUACUCAAUAUUUUUA